This is a messenger RNA of Notechis scutatus (mainland tiger snake), 1691 nucleotides long. It is a transcript of the gene SLC39A8, whose product is annotated as solute carrier family 39 member 8. Gene Ontology annotation, molecular function: zinc ion transmembrane transporter activity; monoatomic cation:bicarbonate symporter activity. NCBI's taxonomy places the organism in Eukaryota, Metazoa, Chordata, Lepidosauria, Squamata, Elapidae. Gene Ontology annotation, biological process: intracellular monoatomic cation homeostasis; zinc ion import across plasma membrane. Gene Ontology annotation, cellular component: plasma membrane. The record is from RefSeq and is a predicted model, not a curated record.
CCGCUUGCCGUCCGCUCCAAAGACGCGGCGCCUUCUUCGACUGGUUGGUUUAAAACUGCUCCGUGCCUCGUCUUCUCUUCGCGCUCGCAGGCGAUCAUGUCUCCCCUCGUGGCUCGGACGCUCUUGGCCGCCGUCUCCGCUCUGGCCAUUGGCCUCUUCGUUUCUACCGGCGCCCAAGAAGAUCGGCGGUCCCCGUCGGUCGGCGGCCCCUUCGCUCAGGAUCUCUUCGCCGUCUUCGGAGGGAACCGGAGCCUCUCGAGCGAACAGGUGGGCCAGAUGCUGCAGCAUCUGGGCGCCCGGGAGAAACAGAGCAAGUUCUUGGUCCCGGGAUCGCUGGCGCAUCUGCAUUACAACCAGUGCAUGUCUUCAGAUGAUAUUUUUUCUCUGUAUGGAAUAUCAAACGGGACCAGGAUAAUAGAAUCCACCUUCUCUACAAUAUGCCCUGCUGUCUUACAACAAAUGAUUUUUCACCCCUGUGAAAAAUCUGCUCCCAAAGGUAGUUCCAAGCCAUCUCCUACAGAAGUUUGGGGUUUUGGAUUCCUUGCCGUGACUAUAAUCAGCCUUGCAUCACUUCUUGGAUUGGUUUUAACACCUCUUUUAAAGAAGGACUAUUUCCCUAAGAUUUUAACCUACUUUGUAGGUUUGGCCAUUGGAACACUCUUCUCUAAUGCAAUUUUUCAACUUAUUCCAGAGGCAUUUGGAUUUGAUCCCAAAGUAAACAACUACGUUGAAAAAGCAGUUGCAAUUUUUGGUGGAUUCUACAUUUUAUUCUUUGUGGAAAGAGUUCUUAAAAUGUUAUUGAAGACCUAUAGUCAAAUGGGCCACAGCCACAAUCAUUUUGAACCCGAAGAACUGAAACUUCCUCAAGAUUGUUCUGUUCCUCCUGCUCCUGUAGAAUCAAUCAAAUCAGUUAAUGGAACCAUGUGCUAUGCAAAUCCAGCUGUAGCAGAAGCUAAUGGAAACUUGGGUUUUGAUAAUGUCAGUGUGAUCUCUGGACAGAAAGAAGAAAUGCAAAGUAGUUCAUGCAAAUGUUUCAAAGGGCCUUCCCUAUCUGAGAUUGGUACAAUUGCCUGGAUGAUCACAUUAAGCGAUGCUUUGCACAACUUCAUUGAUGGAUUAGCCAUUGGAGCUUCUUUCACACUUUCCCUACUUCAGGGAAUUAGCACAUCUAUAGCAAUCUUAUGUGAAGAGUUUCCUCAUGAAUUAGGGGAUUUUGUCAUCCUUCUUAAUGCAGGAAUGAGCACAAGGCAGGCCUUGUUUUUCAAUUUUUUAUCAGCAUGCUCCUGUUAUAUUGGCCUAGUUUUUGGCAUAAUUGUAGGCAACAACUUUGCUCCAAACAUCAUUUUUGCAGUAGCUGGAGGCAUGUUUCUAUACAUCUCCCUUGCAGAUAUGUUCCCAGAGUUGAACGACAUGUUGAGAGAGAAAGUGACUGGAAGAAAAACAGAUCUCGUUUUUUUCCUGAUUCAAAAUGCUGGCUUGCUCACAGGGUUCACUGCAAUUCUACUCAUCACUCUCUAUGCAGGAGAGAUUGAACUGGAAUAAUGUAAGAAAGAAGGCAAUUUAGUAGAUGAAAAUGGAAGAACUUCAUAAAGGAACUUGAAAGUAAUAAAGGCACCUCGUUUGCUUCCGUCACGGAACACAACUCUUUUUUCAUAAAAAUAAUAUAUAAAUAUAAAAAUAAUAUAUAAAAA